GCUUCUCCUUAGCAUUGAAAGCACAUAGUUUAGAGAAUAAAGCACUUAUAUUAUUUGUUGUACGAACUGUACGUUUAGUUUUUAUUACUUUUUUCAUAAUAUUGAUAAAAUUCCUCGUUGUGUGAGCGUAGUCGUGUAUGGGAGCGAGUUCGUCUUCGAAUAUGUCUUCGCCAGUUGUUAUCUCAGCAACAGCAAAGCACACGGCUACGGUGAUUUUUCUACAUGGCUUAGGUGAUACAGGUCAUGGGUGGGCAGCAGCACUGGCCUCUAUCAAGAAUCCUCAAAUUAAGUAUAUCUGUCCAACAGCCCCAACGAUGCCAGUGAGCCUAAAUGCAGGAUUCCGGAUGCCAUCUUGGUUUGAUCUCAUGACUUUUGAUGUGAAUGGUCCAGAAGAUGAACCUGGCAUAAAGAAAGCAGCUGAAACAGUUCAUCACCUUAUGCGAGAUGAAGAGAAAAAUGGGAUCCCAACAGAGAGGAUACUUUUAGGAGGGUUCUCACAAGGAGGUGCUUUAGCACUGUAUUCUGCUCUUAAGUUUACUAAACCAUUAGCAGGAGUCAUUGCAUUUAGCUGUUGGCUGCCAUUAAAUAAACAGUUUCCUGAGGCAGCUGUAGGGAAUCUAGACAUUCCUGUGCUGCAGUGCCAUGGAGAUAUUGAUCCUGUUGUUCCUUACAAGAUUGGGCAGCUGACCUCAGAACUUCUAUCCAAGUUUAUGAAAAAGUUGGAGUUCAAGACCUAUAAAGGCAUGAUGCAUAGUUCUUGUGAAGAAGAAAUGCAAGAUGCAAAAGGAUUCAUUGAGAAGUAUUUACCGCCUUUGUAAUGAUGAUCAGCUAUCUAUAUUAAAGAAAAAAAUACUUUGUUAAAUGUUACUUACGUUCAUCACUGUAAAGACAUCUCUGCAACUUGUCAUGGAGAGGAUGUUUUUGUUCACCCAUGCAUCUUAUCCAAUUCAUCAUAGGAUUAUAAAUGAUAGUAUUUACUGGAAGGUACUGUUGGCUCUGUUGCUAUUUCUUUAUGACUGGAAAAUCAGUGCCAUUAAAUGUAUGAAAGGAAAAAUAAAAUAGGCCAACUUUACGUUUAUCAUUUACGUUAAUAAACAGUUUGUUAUUACUAAAGGUUUUUUGUUUUUUUUAAUAUCAACUGGAAAAAUUAGUAUGUAUCCCAAGGUAAAGUCUAUCAUCAUUCUGGGUGAUUUUUAAAGAUUUUUAAUGGUAAUUGUUUUUUACACUAUUGAGUACUUCCAAAAGAAUAAAAUUACACUAAUUUACAAAACUGUGUAUCAGUGUAUAUAUAUGUAUACCAUAUGUACAGUUGAAACAGUAUUAGAAACUAAUAAAUAAGUGUCAUACUGGUUUUAAGAGUUCUUACCAGAACUUUGUACAAUAGAUAUGGUUUUAUUUGGUAUUUUUACCAAAUCUGCUAGUUCAUGCUGUUGUAGUUGUAGUACAAAUGCUUGAACAAAAAUAUUUUAGGCUAUUGUACAUAAUUCUCUCUCUUGUCUAGUAGUACUUAUUGAAAGCUUCAUUGUAAUCCUUGUUUAUAUUCUCCAUUUCCACAAACUUGACUUUCCUUUGAAUAAUCACCAACAUUUUUGCUUUUGUUAUUUAUGAUUUCAGUAUUUUGUUUACUUAGAAAGUGUACACUUUAUAUCUUCAACUAUACUUUAUGUACAGAAAAAAAACAUUUAGCAAAUUGUCACUGGAAUCCUAAUAUAUGUUGUUUAACAAAGUAAACAGUAAUGUAUUUUUCCAUUGUUAUACAUAACUAUAUUUUAUAUAUUAUAAAUCAAGUUAAAUUAUUCAUAUGGGAUUAAAAUAAAGAAAUAAAAAAAUCAUAUUUGAAAAACAUGUAGAGAAUUUGAGGGUGGUAAUGAACAUUAAUCUUAGAUGCUCUUAAGAAGUGCUUUAAAAGUAUUUCUGCUGUGUUUUUAUCACUUCAUAAAAUUUAUAUGGUUAAUUUGAUAGGACAGGCUGAUUAUCAUUAAAUUUAGUUAGCUAUAAAUGACAACACAGUAUUGAGCUUAUAAUUAUUCAUUUUUUUCUAUAAAAUAUGUUAAAUAUUGAACUAGUUUUAUGUUCUUUUAUUAUUCAGAAUUUUCACAUUUUAAAUAAAGAAUGGUGUGCUUUUCUUACUGGGGUUUUAAUUAAUGACUUUUGUGAGCUGAUCCAUGAAGUUGUACUUCUUUCCAGUUUUUAGGUAAAUUUUUGUUAAUUCUGCCAAUGUGCUUUGUGAAAACCCUCCUCCAACCUCUAUCAAGCAGUAGCUGAGUCUGAUAAAAUUACAUACCCAGGAGGUACAUUAGAUAAUGUUGUGAAUUAAUUAUCCACAAUAUAGAUAUUUUCACGACAUUUAUUCCAGUAGUUUUUUCACGGCUAUAUAUUUGUUUUGUAGUCUCUCGAUUUAAACAUAUAUACCUUUUUAUACUGAUAACAUUGAUUUCUUUUUUUGCAAAUAGUAAGACUUAAUUGUUAAGUACAGCAUACAGUACUUACUUGUAAUAGCUUUUGCAGUGAUAAUGAGCACCCGUUAUUCUUUAUUUUGUUCUGUAGUAAUUCUAUUGGCUAUUAUUUGUACUGAUUAUCAUAUUAAUAAAAUUGUAUUUUAGUUCCAUGUCAA
Messenger RNA from Limulus polyphemus (Atlantic horseshoe crab), 2614 nucleotides. It is a transcript of the gene Apt1, whose product is annotated as acyl-protein thioesterase 1-like. NCBI's taxonomy places the organism in Eukaryota, Metazoa, Arthropoda, Merostomata, Xiphosura, Limulidae. Gene Ontology annotation, biological process: protein depalmitoylation. Gene Ontology annotation, cellular component: cytoplasm. Gene Ontology annotation, molecular function: carboxylic ester hydrolase activity; palmitoyl-(protein) hydrolase activity. The record is from RefSeq and is a predicted model, not a curated record.